CGUUUUCUGUGAUAGCCCGUCCCGGGGACGCCUGGCCCGAAGCCCUGAGGGCAACAAGAAGAACCUUCUGGAGAAGGAAUGAAAGCAAACGGUGCCUCCCCAAAAAGCUGAGGAUUUUCCCUAAGUUUCUCGCCUUAAAAACGAAAUCAGAAUUAUGAAACCCAGGCGUUUCCUCCCCGCACGCACCCACCCAGCGCGAGAUGACGCGGCUUCCCCCGCUGCAGACAUCGGCGCUGCGUCGAAGGGAAAAGGAUCGGAGAUGUCGCAGGGCGAAGGCGCCGGCGGCGGCUAUGAGAAAUGGGAUUUCGACGAGGGGAUGGGGUCGGGGAAGGGAAAGCGGAGGGACGCGAUUAACGGAGGCUUCCCUCUGGAUAGAGCCGUGGUGCUGCUCUAUGUGCUUCUGGCCGUCGCCUACGCGCUCUUCACGGCUCUCACCGUCGUGAACCUGCGGAGAGCGUCCGCGGCGCGGGAGGCGUCGGAGCAAGCCCAGGCGCGGAGCGAGAGCGGCCUCGCGACGGCGUGGCGCAACCUCUCGGAGACCCGGCGCACCCUCGAUGAACAGCUCUCCGUUGACCUCAAGGAGCUUCACAGCCAACUUCUGCAUGUGUCGGAAGAAGUGGAGAGCGCGCAGCGGAUGGUGGCGCGGUGCAGAGCGGAGUGCGGCUCGGAGCUGUCGGAUCGCCUCCAUCUCCUGGAGGAGAGGGACGCGCUGGCGCCGGUGCUGCGGCGGCUGGCGGAGGUGGAGCAGGAGCAGAGCCGCGUCGAGGCGCGCCUGGACGCGGCGUUGGAGGGGGCGCGGAACCUCUCGGAGAUUCUCUGCGCGACGUGUCCCGCCGGCUGGCAGCAGUUCGACAAAACCUGCUAUUUUUUCUCCGACGCCAAGCAGUCGUGGCGGGCUUCCCAAGAGUCCUGCGCCGCCUUCGGCGCCCACCUGGCCGUCGUCAGCAGCGAGCAGGAAAACAAAUUUCUGGCAAAUCACAUCAUGGACGACCGGGUUUUUUGGCUGGGCCUGACGGACACGCUCCAAGAAGGCAACUGGCAGUGGGUGGACGGCACCCCCCUCUCUGUCCUGUACGUUUUUAGCCUCAACGGAGGGUUCUGGAACAGCGGUGAGCCCAACAACGCGGGCCGUCACGGCGAGGACUGCGCCAGCAUCUACUCCAACGGCCGCUGGAACGACAUCAUCUGCACCAACGCCGAGGCCUGGAUCUGCGAACGCAGCUGCUGACGGGCCUCAAAAAUGGGGGAAAACCAGUAAAAAGUGACCUUUUGGGGUCUGUAAAAUGGGUACAACCCCUUCCCAAAAGCUUCGGCGGGGGGUGGGGGGGGCGCGGCG
Phalacrocorax carbo (great cormorant) is the source of this 1336-nucleotide messenger RNA. The record is from RefSeq and is a predicted model, not a curated record. NCBI's taxonomy places the organism in Eukaryota, Metazoa, Chordata, Aves, Suliformes, Phalacrocoracidae.